This is a messenger RNA of Phymastichus coffea, 1331 nucleotides long. RefSeq names its product electron transfer flavoprotein subunit alpha, mitochondrial (gene wal). The record is from RefSeq and is a predicted model, not a curated record. Gene Ontology annotation, cellular component: mitochondrion. Gene Ontology annotation, molecular function: flavin adenine dinucleotide binding; electron transfer activity. The coding region runs from base 151 to 1158 and encodes 335 amino acids. NCBI's taxonomy places the organism in Eukaryota, Metazoa, Arthropoda, Insecta, Hymenoptera, Eulophidae. The transcript is spliced from 4 exons.
UAGUCCAAAGUUCACGGACGGCGAGCCAAUAAAGUGAGAUAGAAUGCAGAUUACAGAUUCCACCUAAUUCCGCUAUUCCAGUGCGUCUUGCAUGUCGUCUUUGAUGGUCUGUUUCUGAAGGUUUUCAUUAAAAAGUUAAUUAAGAACGAAAUGUUCUCCACGUGUGCUAGAACUUUCAAAAACAACGCAGGCUUUGUAUCAAUUUUGCAAAGGUUUGAAUCAACCUUAGUCAUUGCCGAACAUAAUAAUGAAACGUUGUCUCCCAUUACACAAAAUGCAUUGACUGCUGCCAAAAAGAUUGGUGGUGACAUAACUGUUUUGGUUGCUGGAACCAAAUGUGGACCAGUAUCUGAAAAAUUGAGCAAGGCUAAAGAUGUUGCUCGAGUUGUCGUUGCGGAAAACGAUGCUUUCAAAGGCUUCCUGAUGGAGGCUAUGGCACCACUUAUUGUUGACAUCCAUAAGAAGCAUAAUUUUAGUCAUAUAUUUGCUGGAGCAAGUGCUUUUGGAAAAGCUCUUCUUCCAAGGGUGGCCAUAGAUCUUGAUGUUUCUCCUGUAAGUGAUAUUAUUGAAGUGAAAUCAGCUGAUACAUUUGUGAGGACAAUUUAUGCUGGAAAUGCCAUUCAAACUGUCAAGGUCAAGGAUGCCGUAAAGGUAGUAACAGUGAGAGGGACUUCAUUUGAACUAGCACCUUUGGAAGGAGGAAAUGCUAAUAUAGAACAAGCUGCUGUUGGAGAAUAUAAAUCAAAUCUGGUGGAAUUUAUAAAACAAGAAUUGACCAAGUCAGAUAGACCAGAAUUGACAGCUGCCAAAGUUGUAGUGUCUGGGGGACGUGGUUUGAAAUCAGGAGACAAUUUCAAACUUCUUUAUGCACUGGCUGACAAACUCAAUGCUGCUGUUGGAGCUUCUAGAGCAGCUGUUGAUGCAGGCUAUGUGCCAAAUGACUUGCAAGUUGGUCAAACGGGGAAAAUAGUUGCUCCUGACUUAUACAUUGCAGUAGGUAUUUCUGGUGCCAUCCAACAUUUGGCAGGAAUGAAGGAUUCCAAAACUAUUGUUGCCAUUAACAAGGAUCCUGAAGCUCCAAUUUUCCAAGUUUCUGACUAUGGACUAGUACAAGAUCUAUUUAAGGCUGUCCCAGAAUUAACAGAGAAAAUCAAUUAAUUUGUUUUUUUAUAAUACUUUGUAAAACUUGCGGUUACAAAAAUGGAAUAUUAUUGUUAAAAUCCGCGUAUGUAAAGUUUUUCUGCAAUUUUGGAUCAAAUUUUAUUUAAUACAAUUUGUAGAUACAUAUAUUUUUAUAUAUUGUUAUAAAUAAAUAAAUACAUUACCUUUUG